AUGCCCGCGGCAACAUCGAAGCGCGUGCGUGGUAUCAAGAUCACGCGCCACUUCAUCAUUGGGAACGAAGCGCACGUUCUCCCAUACUCCGGCUACCCAAAUCCACCACCAGAAGGGCAUACCAAAGGCUGGAAAGUCUACGUCCGCCCUCUUCCCAAUGGACCCGACAUCACGACAUGGCUCAAGAAAGUCCAGUUCAAACUCCAUCACACCUACGCCGAUGCUUCGCGCACCAUCGAAUCUUCUUCUCUGCUCGACCCCGCAACAGGCGCCGCGAAGAAGGACAUUAGCUUUGAGGUGGCAGAAACGGGCUAUGGCGAAUUCGCAGUGGAGAUAAGACUCUACUUCGCACCAGAGAGUGGAGAGAAGGCCAUCUAUCGGGAGCACUAUCUUACCCUCUCUCCGUACGGAGAUGAGAAGCAGAAAGCGAGGCAAGAGAAGGAUAACUUUGUCGUCGCGGAGCGAUUAGAGACAAUCGAGUUCAACGAGCCUACGUCGGAUUUCGCGAAAAUGUUGAUGAGCGAGGAUCAGUUCAAUUGGUUGAAGGUGAAGAAGGGAAGGGGCAAAGGAAAGAAGCCGGAUUUUGUGUUCGAGGGCAAUGUCGAGCCCAGUUCGCAGUUGCCUGAAAAGGCCUUGCCUGGUAGCGGCGAGGGUGCAGGAAUGAGCGGUGGUGCCUGGAGUGUGCAGUACGAGAAGCAAGUGCUUGCGCAACUGGAGAAGAGCAAGGAGAAGAUCGAUGAGAUGCUGGAGGAAGAGAAGAAGAAGAUGGAGGAGAGAAGAAAGGAGCUGGAGAAAUUGGGUGCUACGAUCAAGACCUAG
Cercospora beticola is the source of this 819-nucleotide messenger RNA. It is a transcript of the gene YAF9, whose product is annotated as YEATS domain-containing protein YAF9. Gene Ontology annotation, biological process: regulation of DNA-templated transcription. The record is from RefSeq and is a predicted model, not a curated record. NCBI's taxonomy places the organism in Eukaryota, Fungi, Ascomycota, Dothideomycetes, Mycosphaerellales, Mycosphaerellaceae.